This is a messenger RNA of Caenorhabditis remanei, 696 nucleotides long. RefSeq lists its product as uncharacterized. The coding region runs from base 1 to 696 and encodes 231 amino acids. Lineage: Eukaryota; Metazoa; Nematoda; Chromadorea; Rhabditida; Rhabditidae. Gene Ontology annotation, molecular function: protein binding. The transcript is spliced from 2 exons. The record is from RefSeq and is a predicted model, not a curated record.
AUGUCUGCUAACAAGAUGAUGCAAUACACCACGAAAAGCGGCAAAGUGAGAGUUCGCACGAUGCCGAACGGUAAUGAGAAGAGUGAUUUAUACACUGCUCUCAAAAAUGCCGUCAACGUCUACACCCCCAUUGUCAAAGGAUUGCUCCACCCCCAACUCGUCGCUGAACGCCCAGCUGGCGAUCUGGAGAGAAUUUUGGCCUUCCGAAAAGAGCAAAAGACCAGAUUCAACGAUGAAAGUGAUAAGGCCCGAGGAGUCAUGGUCAAGGAAAAUAUUGGAAGGGGCGAGUGGAUUUUAGAGAUGACGGGUGAAAUCUAUCUGGAGUCGCAAGUCAAGGACAGAUCGAUAAUGGAGGGAGAAAAUUCCCAUUACCUCUACAAAGACAUCAGAUUGGGAGCAGGAAACGAACCGAUCUGCAUGGCAGUGUGGAAACAGGAGACCGUCGGAAAAUACAUCCGCCGGUCCUGCCAGCCGACUGGCCGGCUUGUCCAUCUCUAUGGAACAGAGCUUCAUUUGAUGGUGGAAUCUCUGCGACCAAUGAAGAGUGGCGAUGAAGUGACAUUGCCUCUCGAGGCGGACUGCCAGGGCUUCAAAGACCAAUUGAAAUGUCUUCACCAUCAAGCGAACCCGGAAGACUGCCCAUUGGAAAAGGAGCGAUUAUUGAGAAAAGCAAACAAGGAGAAUCCGGUAAGAUAA